Messenger RNA from Nomascus leucogenys (northern white-cheeked gibbon), 216 nucleotides. Its product is annotated as small ubiquitin-related modifier 2-like. Gene Ontology annotation, cellular component: nucleus. NCBI's taxonomy places the organism in Eukaryota, Metazoa, Chordata, Mammalia, Primates, Hylobatidae. Bases 1 to 216 code for a protein of 71 amino acids. Gene Ontology annotation, molecular function: protein tag activity; ubiquitin-like protein ligase binding. The record is from RefSeq and is a predicted model, not a curated record. The transcript has 2 exons. Gene Ontology annotation, biological process: protein sumoylation.
AUGGCUGACGAAAAGCGCGAGGAAGCAGUCAAGACUGAGAACAAUGAUCAUAUUAAUUUUAAGGUGGCGGGGCAGGGUGGUUCUGUGGUGCACUUUAAGAUUAACAGACAUACACCCCUUAAUAAACUAAUGAAAGCCUAUUGUGAAGCACAAUUGGAAAUGGAGGAUGAAGAUACAAUUGAUGUGUUCCAACAGCAGACAGGAGGUGUUUGCUGA